Molecule: messenger RNA, 3117 nt
Organism: Colletotrichum graminicola M1.001
Lineage: Eukaryota; Fungi; Ascomycota; Sordariomycetes; Glomerellales; Glomerellaceae
Product: ubiquitin-activating enzyme E1
Exons: 4
Coding region: 1-3117 (1038 amino acids)
Biological process (GO): ubiquitin-dependent protein catabolic process; DNA damage response; protein ubiquitination
Cellular component (GO): nucleus; cytoplasm
Molecular function (GO): ubiquitin activating enzyme activity
Source: RefSeq, a predicted model, not a curated record
AUGGCUGACAAGAAGCUCCCGGAGGUCGAUCUGGUAACCCGAAUGCAGGUCGAUGACUCCGUUGUGGGCCUUACCGAGAUUGAUGAGUCCCUCUACAGUCGCCAGCUCUAUGUCCUGGGUCACGAGGCCAUGAAGCGCAUGGGCGCUUCCAGCAUCCUCAUCGUUGGCCUCAAGGGCUUGGGUGUUGAGAUUGCAAAAAAUAUUGCUCUCGCCGGUGUCAAAAGUCUGACUCUCUACGACCCUGGCCUGGUCGCUCUCGCCGACUUGUCUUCGCAGUUUUUCCUCCACCCCGAGGAUGUCGGCAAGCCGAGAGACGAAGUCACGGCACCGCGGGUCGCUGAGCUGAACGCAUACACACCGGUCAAGGUUCACCAGUCAUCAAACUUGGGCGAGAACCUUUCGCAAUUCGAUAAGUACCAAGUCGUAGUCCUGACCAGCCUACCACUGAAGCUUCAGAUGCUCAUCGGUGACUACUGCCACUCCAAGGGCAUCUAUUUCGUGGCUGCGGACACUUUCGGGUUGUUUGGCUCGAUAUUCUGCGACUUUGGCGACGAUUUCACCGUCAUCGACCCAACUGGCGAGACUCCCCUCAGCGGCAUUGUUGCGGGCAUCGACGAGGAGGGUGUCGUGUCGGCACUCGACGAGACCCGUCAUGGCCUGGAGGACGGCGAUUAUGUUACCUUUUCCGAAGUUGAGGGUAUGGAGGGUUUGAAUGGAGGCGAGCCCCGCAAGAUUACCGUUAAGGGCCCAUACACUUUCUCGAUCGGCGAUGUCUCCGGCCUUGGCCAGUACAAGCGCGGAGGCCUGUACCAGCAGGUCAAGAUGCCCAAGAAGAUCAACUUCAAGAGCAUCACCGCCGCCAUUAAGGAACCCGAGUUCCUUGUGUCAGACUUUGCCAAGUUCGACCGCCCGCAGCAGUUGCACCUCGGUUUCCAGGCCCUGCACGCCUUCGUCGAGAGCCAGGGCCGCUUCCCCAACCCCUUGGACGACGCCGAUGCGACCGUUAUUCUUCGUUCGGCUGAGGCUUUUGCCAACGCUGAGGGCGUGGAGGUUGAGUUCGAUGAGAAGCUGAUUAAGGAGCUGAGCUACCAGGCGCUGGGCGACUUGAACCCCAUGGCCGCCCUCUUUGGUGGCAUUGUAGCCCAGGAGGUUCUCAAGGCCGUGUCUGGCAAGUUCCAGCCCAUCCAACAGUGGAUGUACUUCGACUCGCUCGAGUCCCUCCCGACCAGCACACCUCGCACCGCCGAGCUCUGCAAGCCCUUGGGUAGCAGAUACGACGGUCAGGUUGUUGUCUUUGGCCGCGAAUACCAGGAAAAGAUUGCCAACCUCCGGCAGUUUCUCGUUGGUGCUGGAGCCAUUGGCUGUGAGAUGCUUAAGAACUGGGCUAUGAUAGGUCUCGGUACCGGUCCCAAGGGCAAGAUCACCGUCACCGACAUGGACUCGAUUGAAAAGAGCAACCUCAACCGUCAAUUCCUGUUUCGCCCCAAGGACGUCGGCAAGAUGAAGAGCGACUGCGCGGCCGAGGCAGUUCAGGCGAUGAACCCCGACCUUAACGGCCACAUUGUAUGCCUGAAGGACCGUGUCAGCCCCGAGACGGAGGAGACGUUCAACGAGGACUUCUGGAACGACCUGGACGGCGUCACCAACGCGCUUGACAACGUUGAGGCACGUACGUACGUUGACCGACGCUGCGUCUUCUUCCGUAAGCCUCUUCUCGAAAGUGGCACCCUCGGCACCAAGGGCAACACGCAGGUUGUCCUCCCACACCUCACCGAAUCGUACUCGUCGUCGCAGGACCCCCCUGAGAAGGAAUUCCCGAUGUGCACGGUGAAGAGCUUCCCGAACAAAAUCGAGCAUACUAUCGCGUGGUCCAAGGACCACAUGUUUGAGAACCUAUUCAUUACGUCUCCCUCCACGGUCAACCUGUACCUGACACAGCCCGGCUAUAUCGAAAGCACGUUGAAACAGGGCGGCAGUGCCAAGCUGACGCUGGAGACUCUCCGCGACUACCUCACCACCGACCGCCCACGGACAUUUGAGGACUGUAUCGCAUGGGCGCGGAUUUUGUUUGAGAAGGAAUUCAACAACAAGAUCCAGCAGCUGCUGUACAACUUUCCUAAGGAUUCGGUAACGUCCAGCGGCACGCCCUUCUGGUCCGGCCCCAAACGUGCCCCCGAGCCGCUGAAGUUCAACCCCAACGACCCCACUCACUUUGCCUUCAUCGUGUCGGCCGCCAACCUGCAUGCCUUCAACUACAAUAUCAAGUCUCCUGGUACCUCCAAGGAUAUUUACCUGCGCGAGCUCGAGAACGUCAUUGUGCCGGACUUCUCGCCUGCGGAGGGCGUCAAGAUCCAGGCCAAUGAGAACGAACCUGACCCCAACGCCGAAGAUGGCCAGGCCAGCUCCUUCGACGACAACGACGAAUUGCAGAAGAUGAUUGCGAGCUUGCCUUCACCUAACGAGCUUGCAGGCUUCCAGCUGCAGCCCGUUGACUUUGAGAAGGACGAUGACUCGAACCACCACAUCGAUUUCAUCACGGCCUGCAGCAACUUGCGCGCCGCUAACUACAAGAUUGAGCCGGCCGACCGCCACAAGACCAAGUUUAUCGCUGGCAAGAUCAUCCCUGCUAUUGCAACAACGACGGCGCUCGUCACAGGUCUGGUGAUUCUGGAACUGUACAAGGUCAUUGACGGCAAGCAGGAUUUGGAGCAGUACAAGAACGGCUUCAUCAACCUGGCGCUACCUUUCUUUGGCUUCAGUGAGCCGAUCGCCAGUCCCAAGGUUGAAUUCAAGGGUCCCACCGGCAUCGUCAAGUUGGACAAGAUCUGGGACCGCUUCGAGGUGGCUGACAUUACGCUCAAGGAGCUCCUGGAGCACUUUGAGAAGCAAGGCCUUACCAUCUCGAUGCUCAGUUCCGGUGUGAGCUUGCUCUAUGCCAGCUUUUUCCCGCCGGCCAAGCUCAAGGAUCGCCAAAACCUCAAGCUGAGCCAGUUGGUCGAGACAGUUUCCAAGAAGCCAGUACCGGCCCACCAGAAGGAGGUCAUCUUUGAGAUGGUUGCCGAGGAUGUUGACGGCGAGGAUGUUGAGGUUCCGUACAUCAAAAUGAAGAUGGCGUAG